Brassica napus (rape) is the source of this 2208-nucleotide messenger RNA. RefSeq lists its product as uncharacterized. Gene Ontology annotation, molecular function: catalytic activity. NCBI's taxonomy places the organism in Eukaryota, Viridiplantae, Streptophyta, Magnoliopsida, Brassicales, Brassicaceae. Bases 1 to 2208 code for a protein of 735 amino acids. The transcript has 4 exons. The record is from RefSeq and is a predicted model, not a curated record.
AUGAUUGAUGUAGAGGCGGUGGCACUUGGGAAAAAAAUUUAUCUUACUUUUGUGUAUGGAGAACCGGUGCAAAAAUUGAGGGAACAAGUGUGGGAACGGUUGACGAGGUAUGGGUUAUCGAGAACAGAGCCUUGGUUCAUUAUUGGAGAUUUCAACGAGAUUACCGGAAAUCAUGAAAAAGAUGGAGGUUUUUUAAGAAGCGCAAGUUCUUUUGUCCCCUUCAAUGAUAUGAUUAGAAACUGUGGUUUGUUGGAGUUUCCAGCUCGGGGAAACACUUUUUCAUGGAAGGGGAGAAGGGGAAAAGGAAAGGGGGCAGUAACGAUCAGAUGUCGGCUAGAUCGGGCUCUAGCGAAUGAAGAUUGGCACACGCUUUUUCCCUGUUCUUAUACGGAGUACCUAGGGAUGGUAGCGUCUGACCAUCGGCCAGUGGUCGCUUUUUUGGAAGAUAAAGUCUACCGUAGACGAGGGCAGUUUAGGUUUGAUAAACGUUGGAUUGGACAGGAUGGCCUCAUGGAAUCGAUUGCCUCAGGCUGGCUGGAAAAUAAUGAAGGACGAACAGGGGAUGUUGUUUCAAAGAUUAGUAAUUCUCGACAUGAAAUUGCAGCAUGGCGAAAAAAUAACCCUCCUUAUGGAAAGGACAAAAUUCAGGGGCUCCAAAAAGCAUUGGAAGAGGUCCAAUCGGAUAAUAAUAGAACGCAAGAGGAGAUUUUGGAAGUAUCUAGGAAGUUGCAAGAGGCUUAUAAGGAUGAGGAGGAGUAUUGGCACCAAAAGAGUCGGAAUACGUGGUAUUCAUGUGGAGACCUAAAUACUAAAUUCUAUCAUGCUUUAACAAAACAAAGACGGGUUCGAAAUAGAAUUGUGGGUCUUCACGAUGAAACUGGUAAUUGGAUAACGGAAGAAAAUGGUGUAGAAAAGGUGGCGGUGGACUAUUUUGAAGAUUUGUUUACUACUACUUCUCCUUCAGACUUUAACAGUUUUCCGGAGGAAAUAAUUCCGUCUAUUACUCCACAGAUGAAUAAUGGGCUGCUGAGGCCAGCAACGGAGGAGGAGGUUCGUCAGGCUUUGUUCCUGAUGCAUCCGGAAAAAGCCCCAGGACCGGAUGGAAUGACGGCACUUUUUUUCCAACAUGCAUGGCAUAUCAUCAAAACUGAUUUGGUUGCAAUGGUGAAUAAUUUUUUGAUCACAGGAGACAUGGAUUCAAGGGUACAAGAUUAUUUCGAAGGUUUUAUGUCAGCGGUUGAAAUUAUGCCUCCCACGGUUAAUAUCGGAGACACAAUCAGCAUUUGUACCAGGAAGCCUCGUGGACAUAUAGUUCCUCAAAGAGGUUUACGGCAGGGGGAUCCCUUAUCCCCUUAUCUAUUUAUCAUGUGUACUGAGGCUUUGAUUGCUAAUAUUAAGAAGGCUGAAAGAGGAUAUCAUUUCACUGGAAUGAAGGUGGCAAGAGCUUGUCCUUCAAUCUCUCAUUUGUUGUUCGUAGAUGAUAGUCUCUUCUUCUGUAAGGCACAUAAGGAAGAAUGUCAUACUAUUCUUAGGAUUCUGAAGGAAUAUGAGGUGGUCUCGGGGCAACUGAUUAAUUUUCAGAAAUCUUCGAUUCAAUUUGGACAUAAGAUUGAGGAGUCCACUAGACAGGAAUUGAGAGACAUCCUUGGGAUACAGAAUUUAGGAGGGAUGGGAUCAUAUUUGGGUCUGCCGGAGAGUCUUUGGGGAUCCAAGAUACAGGUUUUUGGUUUUGUCCAGGACCGUUUGAAUAACAGGGUGAAUGGGUGGACGUUUAAGUUUUUUUCAAAAGGUGGAAAGGAAGUUAUCAUUAAAUCAGUAGUCACGGCUUUGCCUAACCAUGUGAUGUCUGUUUAUCGGCUACCAAAAGCAACGGUAAAGAAAUUGACGAGUGCAGUAUCAAAAUUUUGGUGGAGCCCAGGGGGAAAUACAAGGGGUAUGCACUGGAAGUCAUGGGACAAAGUAUGUACAAACAAAGACGAAGGAGGUCUAGGCUUUAAGGACAUAACGGAUUUUAAUACAGCUAUGCUUGGAAAGCAAUUGUGGAGGCUGAUAGAGAAGCCUUCAACUCUUUUUGCUAGAGUUUUUAAAGGACGGAUAUCAGCUGGAACGGGUCUAUCCGGACAAGGCAAAACCACCAGCUUUUUAUGGUCCCACAGUGGAUACUCUAAAAGCUUUCUGUUGGGAGGUGAGAUGUCCUCCGAAGCUUAA